CGAUGUGUGUUUUUGCAGUCUGGGUGUUUCUGGGAAUCCUUCUCUGUGCACCGUACCAGUGUUUGGAGUGUCCUUUUGUCUGUGAGUGUUUUGCCGUCACUCGCACAGUGAAAUGUGUUUCUAAGGAUCUGCUCACGGUGCCACAGAGUAUCCCAGGAUAUGCAAAGACUGUCAUCAUCACAGGGAAUAAUAUACAUCACAUUGGACCUGAUUCGUUUACAGAGCUGGAGAAUGUCAGCAACAUCAUUUUAAGCAAUAAUAGGAUUACAGAGAUGGCGUCUCACAGCUUCUCUUCCCUCAUCAACUUGCGCUUCCUGGACCUCAGUGAGAACCACCUGGCCCUCAUUCAUCCAGAAGCUCUCAGCAUACCUGGCAGUCCCCUCCAGGAGCUCAACCUGAGCCGCUCGCUGUACAACUUCACAGCCCUGACGGACCUCACCACAGCUCUACGCUGGGGCGGCCUCAGGGGGCUCCUCCGCCUAGACCUCUCUGGGAACCACCUCGCCCUCCUGCCCCCGGGGAUGUUCUCUCACCUUCCCAACCUGCAGCAGCUCUUCCUCACUAACAACUCUCUGAUGGCUGUCUACAGUGGAACCUUCUCUGGAAUGAGCCACCUGGAGGUGCUGGACCUUACUCGCAACGCCUUCAUGACCUUCAGGGCUGAUGCUCUACAAGAGCUGGAGAAGCUUGGGAACAUCCGAAUCUUUCUUGGUGACAAUCCCUACACCUGCUCCUGUGAGAUCAGAAAUUUUGUGGCCUGGCUGAAUGAAUCAAGAGCCCAGGUGGAUGUGGACGCUGUGAGGUGUGCCUCGCCGAGAGGGUUAAGCAACACCCGACUGCGAGGACUAAGCAUCCAGGCUAUUGGAUGUGUUGUUCCAGUCCAAGCAGAGGUGACGGACCUCACCCUGCAGACAUCAUAUGUCUUCCUAGGGCUGGUGCUGGGCUUUGUGGGCAUGGUCUUUCUCUUUGUUCUCUACCUGAACCGCAAGGGUAUGAAGAAAUGGAUCACUGAUAUGAGAGAUGCGUGUCAGGACGUUCUGGAGGGGUAUCACUACCGAUAUGAGAUUGACUCAGACCCUCGGCUGGGGCACAUCGCCGCAAAUAAUGGUGGCAGCGGGGCACGAGGGCACUUAGGAUUACCUUUGUCACAGCAGCUGCCAAGUGACACCUGUAUUGUUCCUCCAGAAAAACAUGUCAAACAGCUGAAAACAUCUCCACCUUUGAACCUAUGAUCCUUUAAUGAAGCUAGAAUCAUUUGAAAACGAUGUAGAUGUGUAUAGUUUAUGCCGGUAGAUUUCCAAGUCAUGUUUUUGAGCCUCCUGUACAUAAUGCAGUUACAACCUACAAAUCUCACUUUAAAAGUGCCUUUGUGUUGUUGAGGCACUUGUGUUUAUAAAUUUACCUUAGAAGAAC
Epinephelus fuscoguttatus (brown-marbled grouper) is the source of this 1413-nucleotide messenger RNA. Its product is annotated as trophoblast glycoprotein-like. Gene Ontology annotation, cellular component: plasma membrane. NCBI's taxonomy places the organism in Eukaryota, Metazoa, Chordata, Actinopteri, Perciformes, Serranidae. Bases 3 to 1232 code for a protein of 409 amino acids. Gene Ontology annotation, biological process: negative regulation of canonical Wnt signaling pathway. The transcript is spliced from 2 exons. The record is from RefSeq and is a predicted model, not a curated record. Gene Ontology annotation, molecular function: protein binding.